CCUAGGCUACUUCUUACAAUGGAAUAAAUAUUAACACCGUUUAUUAAUAAAGAUAAGAUAAAACCAUAAUAACCUUCCAAUUGUGUAAGUCCUCGCAUUCAUUGAAAGAGUGGUUUCAAGGUGGAAGGGGGCCAUUAAGAAUGUGUGGAUCAUACCCUGCGUUGCUCAUAUUAAUUCUACUGAGCUUUACGGGGGCUCAACAAGAAGAUCUCCACUACAUUGGAGUAGGAUAUAACUUACUGACAGGAAAUCCUGACGGGAGCUUAGUUUCUAAUGGAGGAGUCGAUCCAGGCCUACUGUACACCAGGAAAAUCCUUGAGGUCACCGAACACGACUCACCUACAAGAGUUCAAAUCGAACACCGCCAUAGCUGUGCUAACAAGAACACAACGUCCAUGUACUAUGGAACCAAAUCGUAUCAAGACAAACUAAAGCUUGGUGUAAAAACCUCAGGUGGUGCAAGCGUAGGAUUAGCGUCGUUUUCCUUUACGUUAAGUGGAAGAUACCAACAAGCACAUAAUAAGACAAAUUUAGAACACAACAUAAUUCAGGAUCAGAUAAAUCUGUGUAAUCUUGGUCGAGUGCGUUACAUGACGGAAUUGGUCAAUGCUGGAAAAUUUCCCAUCACACAAAGCUUUGCAGCUGCUAUUUGUUCACUUCCGGUGACGUAUAACCAAUCGGCUUACAUGAAAUUUUUGGAUCAUUGGGGAACGCACAUUACGGUUGAAGUUGAGCUUGGUCAAAAACGAAUCAGCCGUUCACAAAGCUCCUUCAAACAAUUUAUGGAGCAAGUUAGUAAGUCGGGAGGUUUCGAUUUAGAUGUAGGGGGAUCGUACCUGGGAUAUUCUGCAUCUCUGGGAGUCAACUUUGAUACAUUCAAACAAAGUAGCAGUUUUAAACAAAACUAUGGAACCUAUCAAUAUACCUUACAGUCCGGGUCUGAAACUCUCCCAGAACCGAUUGGUCUGACACUAGAGACCAUUGAUGAAGCCCUGCAACCCAUGUUCUGGCAGAGAUUUGAUGAUUUAGUCGCUGCUAGCAUUUGCUCAGCUGAUGACAAAGGGCAUCUUCAUUCACGAAAGUCACAUUUAAUUCGAUCUUUAGGAGAUUAUGCAGCAUACAAAAUGGCACCUACUCCCACAAACCCCCAACUGAAGAUCCCAGUCACGUGGCCCAGUGGUACAUACGGGUUAAUGUUGACGACAUCCGGAUGUCCAUCUGAACACUCCUUUACUUGGCACGUUGGUUAUAUCAUACAAGACACUGAGGACCAUCAUAACCACAAUUCCUGGACAUCACAUAUCCAUUUACAUGGUAUAAAGGAUGAUAAAAGAAUUGCACAAGAAUUCUGUAUCAAAGGAGAUACACAGGUAUCCGAGUUUGAUUUGAAUUGGCCAAAAGGAGAUUACUGUAUCCUUAAGUAUGGCAACUGUCCAGACGGUUUUUCUGUCGGUUCCAUAAGGUGGGAUGACGAAGACCCGGGGGAUAGAAAUCAGAAACAUGGAACUCUACCUGACGGCAUCUUUGACGGCAAUACCAAGAUUGACUACUGUUGUAGGAGUGACGGACUUCCCACAGAACAAAUUGCAUUACCAAGGGACAAACCUUUUGUCUUGUUGCGCCAUAAGCGAGGAUGCCAGGAAGUCGUGGGGAUGCAUGUAAAAGAGGAAAGUAUGCUAUGGGACACAGAGGAUUCACACAACCACGACAGUCGAUCCGGAGACCACCCUUAUGAAGAUGGCGGGGAUGACAUCCGACUGCAUUUUUGUUACUACUAUCCCAGAACUCCUAUAACGUCGGUAGUGGGCUAAUGGUUAUCUAGUGUGUAGAAUGC
Messenger RNA from Saccostrea cuccullata (small rock oyster), 1834 nucleotides. RefSeq lists its product as uncharacterized. The record is from RefSeq and is a predicted model, not a curated record. Bases 141 to 1811 code for a protein of 556 amino acids. The transcript is spliced from 10 exons. NCBI's taxonomy places the organism in Eukaryota, Metazoa, Mollusca, Bivalvia, Ostreida, Ostreidae.